AUGUCGACUUGCGACUAUCGCUUCGACUUCUCCUCCGAUUCCGAUUUCGAUUCCGAUGCAUCCCCAACAUCCAGCCCGGCACCCCAGAGUUCCAUACUUCUCAGGUGGAACCGGGACACACCCCUACUUGCUGCUCAACAGCUAUCUGCUUCAUAUCAUUGCCAAGGAGCUGAUGCCAGAGAAUCGGCUCUCAUGGACCAUGUAGGCGAGGUUUGUAUUCAACGUGAUCGCCUCAAGUCUAGACUGUCCCAGAUCGAUGCUAAACUAUCAGAAGCAGAGAAAGAAGUCCAUUCGCCCAGAGCGUGGUUUGAAACUCUCUCUGCUCACAGUCGAAGAAAGACCGUGACUCAAGCUUCCAUCGAUGAGCUGAACAAAGACAAAACCCAAAUCGAGCUUGUGCUGCAAACGUGCUUUAAACAAUUUGAAGAAAUAGACGAAGAAGCUCGGAGAGUUUCUGAGAUUAUACUUUGUGACAAAGUCACUCAGUACCGGGAUACACUCUUCGAUGAGUUGACCAGGGUCAGAUACGAUUCAAUCGUUGACUCUUUUCCUAUAAUGACUUCAACAGAAGGACUGAAAGAAUCCAUCCAAAAGUCUUACGAUCAAUGCGAGACCGAUGAAGAUCGAUUUAGUAAUCGGAUUGGGGAGAUGCACAUGGAAGUGACGAGUUUUGAGGUUGAUGACCGCUCGAAAAUGUCGGUACCAGUCUCGGUUAUAUUAGAUAAGAGACGACUUGAUCUGGAAGUGGCAAGAGGUAGUAUGAACCAAAGUUCCAAGGUCACCAUCGUUCCUGCUGAUAGGACGAGGUAUGAUCAUAUCCUACCCGAAACCUCAUGGGUCCCCGAUGGCCACUUGAUAGGACAGAAUGUUAUUGAUGAUAUGAAAGAGCUCGGGUUAAACAGCAAAGGGUGGCCGGUUGGUGCUGAAGCUCAUGGCAAGGCGGUGUCGGGUAUCCUCAGAAUGUGA
Messenger RNA from Kwoniella botswanensis, 966 nucleotides. RefSeq lists its product as uncharacterized. The coding region runs from base 1 to 966 and encodes 321 amino acids. The record is from RefSeq and is a predicted model, not a curated record. Lineage: Eukaryota; Fungi; Basidiomycota; Tremellomycetes; Tremellales; Cryptococcaceae. The transcript has a single exon.